This is a messenger RNA of Dermochelys coriacea (leatherback sea turtle), 761 nucleotides long. RefSeq lists its product as uncharacterized. The transcript is spliced from 2 exons. The annotation marks the transcript as partial. The record is from RefSeq and is a predicted model, not a curated record. Lineage: Eukaryota; Metazoa; Chordata; Testudines; Dermochelyidae. Gene Ontology annotation, molecular function: antigen binding; immunoglobulin receptor binding. Gene Ontology annotation, biological process: B cell receptor signaling pathway; phagocytosis, recognition; defense response to bacterium. Gene Ontology annotation, cellular component: external side of plasma membrane; immunoglobulin complex, circulating; blood microparticle.
UCAGCGGGAAUAUUUGACACAAACCCAUUGUGCUAAAGCAGAGGUCAGCAGCAGUCAUGCUCUGGCUACGUUGUCUUUGCGUUAUGGCCUGGUGCAUCUUGUCAGGUUGCGUGGCCGCAGUCACUUUAACCCAGCCGAGUUCUGCCCAGGCAGAGCCAGGAAGUUCCCUUACCCUGGACUGUGUCGUCUCUGGGUAUAAUAUCAAUGCUCACCAUUUGAACUGGAUCCGACAAGUCCCUGGGAAAAUUCUGGUCUGGCUAGCAGCCUUCAGAUCAGGUUUCACCAUCUACAUUGUGGAUGAGUUCAAAGGACAGGUUAUCCCAUCCACCAGCGGCAGUGCCGGGUUUACAAUGGCACUAGUGGAGCCAUGGAGCCGGGCCCAUGCUCAGAAGGGGCCCCGGCAUGCUCCACUUGCACUGAGCCCCAAGACCCGGCAGGCUCACCCUGCCCACCGAGGGCUCCUCUACACCCCUUGCCCCACCUCCUGCUCCUCUCUUCCCCCUGGCCAGACCCCAGUGCACCUCUGGCUCCAGGCCUGUGGGGCCCCGCCUGUCUCCCCAGAGCUGAGCCUCCUGGCACUGGUGCAGACACUCCUUGGCACUCCUGGCCAGUCUCAGGUGGAGGGGGAACAAUGCAGAGGGCUUGGUUGGGCCCCUCCAGGCAAGUGCAACUUGGGACCAGCCCUGGCUGCGCUGCUGGCUCAGCCCGGCAGACAAAGUCGCCUCCCAGCAGGGCCGGUGAGUGUGGUCAGGAGGCAGGGC